Messenger RNA from Neoarius graeffei (lesser salmon catfish), 847 nucleotides. RefSeq lists its product as uncharacterized. The record is from RefSeq and is a predicted model, not a curated record. Lineage: Eukaryota; Metazoa; Chordata; Actinopteri; Siluriformes; Ariidae. The transcript is spliced from 5 exons. The coding region runs from base 161 to 847 and encodes 228 amino acids.
GUCAUAAAAAACUCAAUCAGUUCAACAAUCAGUUCAUCAAAAGAAUUAAUAAAUAGUAUAUUAAAUAAAUAAAUAAAAUUAAUAACAAUCAUAAUAAAUUCAUAAUUCAGUUAUUUGUGUCCUUUUUAGUCCUUACAAACCGCCUCUCUAAAUCACAGCAAUGAGCCAGUGGUCAAUUAUCCAGUUCACCAAUGGGGGUACAGAACUGGUACCCAAUACAUGGGUGCAGGGUGACAAAGUCUUCUGGCCACCCUACCCUCCCAAGGACACUGCCAAGCUCCGGGCUGCCGUCAAUAGGAGGGAUGAGCCAAGUAGUGGGUGGCAUAUGUAUCAGCCCAUAAAAGUCCUCUGUAGCCGUGGGACAUUUGAGGAAGCACAGAGGAGCAUAGACCGGUACUUGAGGCAGCAUUGUGAUACAACAGACAUGGAGUCAGAUGGGGAGGAUUCUAGAAGAUUGAAGAGACCAAAUCCAAACUACGUGAAUGAUGAAUUUGACCGGGGAAGUAAAGCAUCCAAACAUCAAUAUCCAGCUGCACCAAAAGUUUUACUGCCAGCAACAGCAUCCACCACCCUGCAGUCCCCACCAAAUAAAAGCCCUAUAUACCACAAUCUCGAGCCCCUCUCCAGCUCCUCUCCUCAGUCCACAAAUCUCCCGGUCCUGCAAUCCUCUGCGAUGCUUUCUUUCGCAGAGGACUUCCCAGCCAUAACGCAUCAUGCAGAGAUGCCAGCAGUCCAUCCCUUCCAAGAGUUUUCACCUGAAGAUACCAGAGACACUGCCAGGCAGGCUUUAAAAGGCAAGUGCAACUUUUGUGCCUUUAUAUUAUCAGUAGAUUGCCACUUGAUGUAA